This is a messenger RNA of Mytilus trossulus (common blue mussel), 2646 nucleotides long. RefSeq lists its product as uncharacterized. The record is from RefSeq and is a predicted model, not a curated record. The coding region runs from base 167 to 1825 and encodes 552 amino acids. The transcript has 10 exons. NCBI's taxonomy places the organism in Eukaryota, Metazoa, Mollusca, Bivalvia, Mytilida, Mytilidae.
UCUACCUGACACAUAUUGCUCGCUUAGAAAAAUCGUGCAGGUGUCUUAGUGUGAUCAAAUAAUCGUAACCUGACAUGAUAGAAGGAUAUUAUAGUUUUUUCGCUUUUAGAUUAUCAUCAAAAGGUAUAACAAGAAACGCAACAUAUCAAUAACUCAAAAUUCAACCAUGGAACAACAACAUUGGUGCUCAUUUUGUUGUAUUCGUUUAAGGAAUGAGUUGAGUUUAAAAACUCAUCUGGAUACCCAUGAAAAACAAACACGCGUUCAUUGUAAUAUGUGUUCGUUAUCAUUUUUGAAUAAUAGUCAUUUAGGAGAUCAUAUCAGAAAUAAGCAUUCACCUUAUAUCAGCAACAUAUUUGCUGAAAAUGCUGAAAAAAAUAUAACAGACAUCACACCUGAGGUACAAUCCGAUUCCGAAUGGACCGACAGUUCCGAAGAAGACUUAACCAGCAGUGAUAUUGGAGAUAUUUCGGAGGGUACAGAUUUUGAAAAUGUGGAAGAGCCCGUUGAAUACUUUUCGAAUGAAGAAGAAUACAUCGUAGCUCAAAAUAUGCAUGAUACUUCUGACAAUAAAAUUCUUAUCAGCGAAUUCGAUCAGAAAGCAGUCAAUACCAAACAUAUGAAUAAUUCGGAUGGAGACCGGGUCAAUCUAACUAGUUGUGGCGUUGCAUUUCGUGUCAAAUUAGAAUGGGGAAAAGGAGGAAUAUAUUAUUUGAAUAUCACAAGACACAUUCCAAAUUCAGAAGAUAAUUCUGAACGACACAGACUACAAAAACAUAUGGAGCCGGCGUUCCUCAGUUCAGAUCAAAGUACAUCUUCUCAAGGACCUCGUAAGGAAAAUACAGACGCUGAUUUACGGUUCGUAGAAACCGAUGAAAAUCAAAACCAAAAGACCCGAAUACACAACAGUAUAGGACAAGAUAGUGAAAAGCAAACCCCAUGGAUUGAAAUGUAUGACAAAGACGACGACCAACUGGAUUGUGGGGAAAUCAUAGCUAUGGCAACUCACUUUGGGGUUCACGAGGAAGAAGAACUAAUACAGAUAAAAGAAGAUCAUGAGCAAACCACAUUUGUUGAUUUGGAUAGCGAACAAGGCAUGUAUAAUGGAGAAAAUAAAUCUAUGAUAUGCGAUGAAGAAGAAUUAAGACGAGAAAAUGAAGAUCAUGAGGAAACGUCAAGUGAUGAUUUGGAAAGCGACAACGAAGACAACAUUGAUUAUAUGAAAACCAACGCUAUGAUUCCCCAAAAUAAUGUUCAAGAUGAAGAAGAAUUAAGACGAGUGAAUGAAGAUCAUGAGCAAACAACAUGUGUUGAUUUGGAUAGCGAACAAGGCAUGUAUAAUGGAGAAAAUAAAUCUAUGAUAUGCGAUGAAGAAGAAUUAAGACGAGAAAAUGAAGAUCAUGAGGAAACGUCAAGUGAUGAUUUGGAAAGCGACAACGAAGACAACAUUGAUUAUAUGAAAACCAACGCUAUGAUUCCCCAAAAUAAUGUUCAAGAUGAAGAAGAAUUAAGACGAGUGAAUGAAGAUCAUGAGCUGGCAAUAUCAGAUGUGGUACAUAAUCCCAAACUAACAGUAUGGACGGAGGCUAUCAACAUACUAAAGGAUACUUUUAUGAAAAAAAAGAAAAGAGCUAGGAAAAGAGGAAUGUUCGCUACAACAAAUAGAGUUACGUUCACAAAAUGGUUAACUGCUAAUUUUCCUGUGGAAGGUGUACUGUGUGGUUGUGGAAGACACUUAAAAACGCCAACAUCGCUUCUAGGUCACUUACGAAGAAAAAGCACCAGCGCCCGACAAAAAGUCAAAUUAUUCAAGAAGGGAAUAUAACCAAAACAAUUAUCAUGCGUUUGGAGGAUUAAGAUUGUGCCAUGCAUAUAUUAUUCCUUACAUAUUAAGGACGGCUGAAAAUUGUAGAAUAAUAAAGUGCAAUAUAUUUACAAUUCUUUAUCCAGAUUAACACAAAGGAGUUAAUGUUUCAUGUUUGACAAUAUUUCAUAAACGCUUGUUAAAAAACGAAUUCAAACUUUACGAAAGAGUUAGAAAAUAAUGAACAAAAAUAAAAAGUUGACAUUAUCCUUUGAUACAUUUCAUGAAAUCAAUUGAUUUGCAACUGAUUAUCUAUUAUAAUUUUAAAAUAGAUGGUCAGUUGCCAAAUUAAUAACUUAAAUUUAAAUACAGCAUAUUAAAAAAAAAGAAAAUGAGCGUUUUUCUUUCGUUUUUUUCUGAAAUCACAUUUCUUUAUGUUUGAAAGGGGUUUAUCAAAUCAGAUUAAAAAUCACUCUCUCUCGAUAUAUUCUUAUGAUAAUAUGAAAACCCUCCACUGUACUUUCUUUUUACAUACCUUUCGGGAUCUUUUGCUUUUUUUCCAAAUUGUACUGGGUGUGUUAGAGCUUUUAAUGUUGCCAUUUGAUAAAGGACCUUUCCGUUUGAAUUUUCCUUGGAGUUCGGUAUUUUUUACUAUUUUAAUAGUUUCUGACUUUCGAAAUUAGGAAGACUGAUAUAUCAUUUGCUGAUGUAAAAUACAUACUAGAAGAGAUAUAUAACUAUGUCGUGUCAGAUCUAUAGUAUCAAGGCUUACAAACAUGAUGUUUUAUAAGGCUAAUCAUAUAACGUGUUGCUUUUUCGUUAAUAAAUGGUAAUGUACUUUU